Messenger RNA from Ailuropoda melanoleuca (giant panda), 1768 nucleotides. RefSeq names its product guanine nucleotide-binding protein subunit alpha-11-like. NCBI's taxonomy places the organism in Eukaryota, Metazoa, Chordata, Mammalia, Carnivora, Ursidae. The transcript has 2 exons. The annotation marks the transcript as partial. Gene Ontology annotation, cellular component: cytoplasm; heterotrimeric G-protein complex. The record is from RefSeq and is a predicted model, not a curated record. Gene Ontology annotation, molecular function: GTPase activity; G-protein beta/gamma-subunit complex binding; guanyl nucleotide binding. Gene Ontology annotation, biological process: adenylate cyclase-modulating G protein-coupled receptor signaling pathway; phospholipase C-activating dopamine receptor signaling pathway.
GUUUUCCUGGUGAGGGUUCAAGGUUUUAGUUUUCUUUCUUGUUUAAUCGGAUCCUUGAUGGGGCUGUAACCUCUGAAUUCAGAGCCGAGGCCCGCGGAGCACAGGCUGGGGCUUGGGAUGAGUGUUCCCCCAGCCCCCGUUGCGGGGUGACCUCCUGGCCUCCCCCUGAUCACAGCACAGCCUGUGCCUGCCGGGUCCUCUGCCCGGAGUGCCUGCCCCCCCUUCCCCUCCCUGAGCUUAGGCCUGGUGUGUCACCUCCUCUCAGGUGGUAUUUGUCUGGUGCCCCCUCCCUGGUCUACACUCUGCUCUGUCGUGGGCCCCCACCUCGGCCACUGCUGUUUCUCUACCGACCCACCCCUUCCUUAGCUGGGCACCCAUGGGGGCAGCCUGGGGGCCCUGGCCCUGCACUUAUGGCCUGGCGCCUGACCAGAAUGGGGAUAGCAUUGAGUAAUGGCGCGACUGUCCCAGUGUGAGGAGGUGGGCCUGGUCCUGAACAGGGGGCGUACUGGGGAGCCUCAUGCUCCGGAAAGGCUGUGGCCGCCCAUCCCGUCCACCCCGGCGGCCUUCCCCAGACCGGCCACAGCUGUUGCUGUGGGUCUAGCGGCCUCGCACGGGGCCCUUGGCCCGUCACCACCCUCUCCUGUCACCACCCUGUUGUCCCUUCAGUGUCACCCUGGCACAUCCACUGUCCACCCGUGCUCACUGGAGGCUCCUCAGUGCAGGGCCCUGCUUCUGUGGCCGUGCCCAGGACAAGGCCGAUGUCAGCCCCUCCCCCUGCAGGACCCAGCCGCGGGGACCCCUGCCUGAGGGCCACUCUGCUUGCCUGCUGUUGUCUUUCUUUUAUCCUCAUGAGAGAAAACUGAGGGGAUUGCCCAGUAGCCAGCGGCAAAGUCCUGUCCUGCGUCCGGUGUGACGGGGCGUCCCUGCUGCUCACUUCCACCAGCCGCCCCCUUCUGCCCGGGAGCCCGCUGUUCACACGUUAUGCUGCUCGUGCUUCUCGUGCUGGACGGGGAAGGCGACCUGCUGUUGCUCCUGGCAACAGGGACGCUUAUGGCUCCGUGAGCCGCCCCCUUGCAGGGCCCAGGCGUGUGCGUCGUGUGGAUGUCCUAGGUUUAUCUUGUUCUCCUGUGUCCCACCGACAGAGCUGUGGUGGGCAUUCAUGCACGUUGUCCAAGGGGGGGGUGGUCCUCCAGAUGCAGGAUCUCAGGUCCCCCCCUCCCCUGCCGCGAAUGCCGGCGUUCCCGCGCUCCCUAGUCCUGUGACUCCUCCGUCAGGGGCAGAUGCUCAGGCUGUCACAGGUGUGGGGGGCAGGGGCUCUCCUGGGGGCUCUGCCGGCUCUCACAGUUAUGGCCCUUCGCGCGAGCGGCGCCGGCCGUGCCGGUGGGAGGGGCUCCUCGGUGGGGCCGCCGUGCUGAGCCGCCGUGCUGAGCCGCCGUGGGGCUCCGGUCUCCUGCAGGAUGGUGGACGUGGGAGGACAGAGGUCAGAGCGGAGGAAGUGGAUCCACUGCUUUGAGAACGUGACGUCCAUCAUGUUCCUUGUUGCCCUGAGUGAAUACGACCAAGUGCUGGUGGAGUCGGACAACGAGAACCGCAUGGAGGAGAGCAAAGCCCUCUUCCGGACCAUCAUCACCUACCCCUGGUUCCAGAACUCCUCUGUCAUCCUCUUCCUCAACAAGAAGGACCUGCUGGAGGACAAGAUCCUGCACUCGCACCUGGUGGAUUACUUCCCCGAGUUCGACGGUGAGCCGGCACGGCAGCGGCUGGGGGG